CUGCAUCUUGUUUCUAUUGUAUUAACUGUUUAGCGACUAGCGAGUAGCGAGUAUAAUUUAUUUUUGGUUUUUACCACGGAGGCACGGACCGCUGUCGAUAUUAUUUUUUAUUAUACCUAAUACCCCUAAUACUGUCAUUUUACUCAUUUGACAUUUCACUAUUUCUGUAUAUUUACUAUAGCUUGUUUUCAACACUCAUCAGUCUCAGUCAUCAGUAGUUUCAUAAAUAAGCCCUAUAAUGUGGUCAAUUGUUAAUUUUGCUAAAGAUAAUUCAGUUAGUGCAGUCCCGAGUCAUUGGUGGAAAAAUGGAUAUUGUGCCUGGCCAAAAAGUUCCGUUAAACAUCCAUUAUUGUUACUUCAAAGAAGAGCAAUUCCAAAUAAAUUUGAUUAUGAUUUUUUUGAAGCAAGAAUAAUGCAUACUAAAACCCCUAUUAAGUCCUACAUUGAUGCUAAUGAAAGAGCAAGGAAAGCCCAAUUUACAUCAGAAUUUUCUUCAGCUGAUGAAAGUCAGACUAACAGACGUUCCAAUAAAUAUAAUAAUAGAUCUAUUAGCCCUCCAGUUUUCUCAGAUACUGAUGAUGAAAAUAAAAAUAAAAAUCUUGAAAAAAAUCAUUAUAAUAGCCAACCAGUCAAUCAAAAGUAAAAAAAAAAAUCUAUCAAGUUUAAUAGUCAAGUUUUAUCAGAUACUGCUGAUGAUAAUAAAAAUAAAAGUCUCAAAGAAAACCAUUCUAAUAUCCAACCAGAGUCAAUUGAAAGUAAAAAAAAUAAACCCAUCAAGUUUAAUAGUUAAGUUUUAUCAGAUCAUGAAAAUAUGUAUAACUGCAGUCAUUCUAAGAGCCAGCCACAAAUAGAAUCUGGUAAUCUAGUUUUGUCAGACAAUAGUGAUGAAAUAAUGGAUAACGAAGACGACAGUGACAAUUAUAAGACAUAUGAGCCUCCUAAUCAUAAUAGAAAUGAAAUGAAUAAUCAUUUUGAAAUAAUCCAAAGUUCAGUUGGUUCUUGGAAGGUGCAUUUGGUUUCAAAUGAAGAAACUGAUAGUCAAAAUUUAAAUGACCAAUGCAUAAAAUGUACAUCCACGCAUAAAACUCCAGAGAUGAAUAAAGUUAAGAAAAGGCUUUUUAUGUCUGACAGUUGUAUCGAAAAGAAAAAACUGAAAUCCCACCCUAUAGUUUCAAGUUUUGAUAAUUUAUUUCAAAGUUCAACAAAAUCUGAUGAUGUAUUGGAAAUGGAAUCUUCAAAUCUAAAUAAUGAUACUGAGUUUGUAAAUUUUGUCAAAUCGUCACUAACCAAUCUUAAAUAUGAUUUAAAACUCCUUUCUUAUUCAAUUGAUUCUUUAAAAACAAUAAUACAAAGCAUUGAAGUCAAUACCUCACACAUUUCUUCUAUUAAUUCAGAACAUAAUAAUGUUAUGGAUAUUCAAGAGUUGAUAUGGCCUAUAUCAAAUCCAACGCAAUUAGAUGUUAAUGAACAACUGUUGACGGACACUAACAUAAAAAAAAAUGAAGUAAGACUGUUGGCAAGAUUAGUGGGGAAAAGUGUAUCAGAAUCAGUUUUGCGAAUGAUGUCAAAGAUGUUUGAAGAUUCCUUUCUUCGGCAAUAUUCUUUUUUAGGUUUUAAAGGAAAAUCAAAAUUCUACGGGUUAAACUCUUGUCAGAUGCUUUAAGAAGUGAUAAGAAGUUCAUUGCAACACCAGACCAUGAAAUAUUCACUGUAACAGCAAAGUGGUUAGCACAGGCAACUAAUAGGGUUACAAAAAAAAAAAAACAACUUGCCAACUAAAAACUAAUAUAAAUUUAAUUAAUUGUAAAUUUUUACAAGAAGCGCUUU
Molecule: messenger RNA, 1827 nt
Organism: Metopolophium dirhodum (rose-grain aphid)
Lineage: Eukaryota; Metazoa; Arthropoda; Insecta; Hemiptera; Aphididae
Exons: 12
Coding region: 812-1663 (283 amino acids)
Source: RefSeq, a predicted model, not a curated record